Messenger RNA from Wasmannia auropunctata (little fire ant), 1774 nucleotides. Its product is annotated as GATA zinc finger domain-containing protein 15-like. Bases 86 to 820 code for a protein of 244 amino acids. Gene Ontology annotation, biological process: adenylate cyclase-activating adrenergic receptor signaling pathway. The record is from RefSeq and is a predicted model, not a curated record. Gene Ontology annotation, cellular component: membrane. The transcript has a single exon. NCBI's taxonomy places the organism in Eukaryota, Metazoa, Arthropoda, Insecta, Hymenoptera, Formicidae. Gene Ontology annotation, molecular function: G protein-coupled amine receptor activity.
UGUCAUUUAAUAAAUUAUUCUAUUACAGAGCGCAGAUAGUCCAAGUCAUCACACUGGUGAGCGUCGAGAGAGUCUAACGCAAAACAUGCUGCAGAAAUCGAUAAGGAUACUGAGGACACGUAAUAAUCGGGUUUGCACAUGUAACAGACGCCAGCAGAGGAGGAGAAAGAGUGAACGAAAAGCUAGCACCACCUUGGGCAUCAUCGUUGGUGCAUUCAUUGUUUGUUGGCUGCCGUUUUUUAUGCUAGCAUUGAUCAGACCAUUCUAUAAACCUGAUGACAUCCCUCAUUCAGUAUCAUCCCUGUUUCUUUGGCUUGGUUACUGCAAUAGCGCGUUGAACCCAAUUAUUUACACAAUCUUCAACAAAGAAAUCCGUAAGCCAUUCAUCUUGAUAAUGUGUUUACGCUGGCGCAACCUAAAUGAAUUGAUGCGCGAGGAGUAUUACUAUCAACAAUUUGGUGAACGAAGGACAAGAAACGGUACAAAUGAGGGUACAGAGAAUACUGAGCGUGCGGAUCUCGUCGAUAACCAGAUUAUCGGCCAUUAUAAUCAAGAUAUCGACAAUAAAAACCAGAACAUUGAUAAUAAUAACCAAAACCUCGAUAAUAAUAAUCAGGAUAUUGACCAUAACAAUCAAGAUAUUGACAAUAACAAUCAGGAUAUCAACGGUGACAAUCAACAUGUCGACGGUAAUCAAGAUACCGAUGAUAACAAACAGGAUGUCGAUAAUAAGAAACAAGACUUUGAUGAUAAUUUUAUUGAUAACAAUCAAAUUGUCAUUAAAAUUGAAGAAGAAUCUAAUGAAGUGCCUUCUUUCUGAUUUGAGGAACAUUCCUCGAAUAACGAGGAUGAUGGUAUUCGACAAAGAUCGUCGUCAUUCUGUAUAGACACUUUUCAAGUUAUUGCUGAAAUCCAUACGCCUUGUGUGACAGAAACCCUAGUAUAAUUAAUCAAGAAAAAUUUAGGAUAUAUUUUAUCGUAUAAGUUUAUAGGAUAACUCGUUGGUAUUUUCUUAAAAAAUGCUCAUAGUAUUUAAACAGCUCAUUCUCCUUUUUUUUUUGUUAAUUUAAAUGUCUCUUCUAUUGUCAUCAUUUUGCCAUUGUUGAUGUCCUGAUUGUUAUUGCCGAUGUCCUGAUUGUUAUGGUGAACAUAUUAAUUAUUAUUGUCAAUGUGCUGAUUGUUAUUAUCAAUGUUUCGGUUGUUAUUAUCGAUAUUGUUGAUAUUAUUGUUUCUUAUUAUUAGGAAUAAAGAAAAAUUUUUUCUGUGUAUCGUUUUACCUAUUUGUUACCUACUUAAAUUGUACCGACAGCUUUAUUUUAUCCUUUGUUAUUUUAUUUCAAAUUAUUGCCGACAAUUUUGUUGCUGAUAUUCCAAAUCAAUUAACUCGGUUAAUUUGGCAAUCGCUAUUAAAGUCUAAUUUUAAUCUACCUUAAAAAUUGUAAAUGUUAUAAAACUAUGUGGAAAAUGUAAGACUGUAUGGAUGCACUGUCUAUUCUGAUCUAUGCGAGAAAAAAUGUAUCACCUUUUUUAUGCAGCUAGAGAUGUCUAAAAAUUAUUUUUAUAACUUACAAUAAUAAAAAACAAUCAUUUUUUUAAUGUUAAAAAAUUGAAGGUUAAUUAUUCAUUUUUUAAUGUAUCUUUGCUCUUAAGAGGAUGCUGAAAAGUCGGAAUUACCGAUACAUUGUAGUCGUAACGAUUUCUCCGAAAUGACAAAACGGAAUUAAAAACCCUUUCACAGGAUUGAAUUAGACAUAAAAUGUAUUCGGGGAACGAA